This is a messenger RNA of Camelina sativa (false flax), 1417 nucleotides long. NCBI's taxonomy places the organism in Eukaryota, Viridiplantae, Streptophyta, Magnoliopsida, Brassicales, Brassicaceae. The record is from RefSeq and is a predicted model, not a curated record.
UAUCUGGUCGGUUGAAAAAUAAAAAACGUAGCUCAAGAAGAAAUUCACGUGUAUUUUGUCUCUUGAUGUAAGAUAUUGAAACUGUUCUUGGCUUUCCUUUUCUCAUUUCUCACUUAACCACUCGAUUCACUUUACACCACACAUUAUAAGUGUGCCUAAAAAAAAUCUCUCAUUACAUAAAUUUCUCUUUCUUCUUCAUUUCAUUCUUAUUUAAGAUUUAUAAUCUGCUCAAUCGCUUGUAAGCAACUUCUAAGUUCUUUAAUCGCUUUCCAUUUAUAGUAAACCUUUUUUUUUCCCACAUAGAUCUAAGUUCGAGAUCUUCUUUGAUCUCCAAUGGAUUCUAUCUCUGUCUCUGAGGUUACUGUUAUUGGAAGAACACAUUUGGGUUUUAUGCACAGUUUCAGACAGCCAUUUUCUGGUGUUCCAAUGUCUCCAAAGUUCUGUUCUUCCAGAGUUGAAGGGCCAAGGGCAAUAUCAUCAAGUGAUACCAACACAAAGAGCCAAUUUGCUUAUGGAGAACGCAUAGCUGCAACUAGUUCAGAUUCAGGUUACAAGAUCAACGGAGUAAAUCUAAAAAGCAGAACACUCAUCAGUUCUGUUAAAGAAGGAUUAUUACUUGAUGCUAAUGAUGAUGCGUAUGGUGGAGUAAUCGUUGAUCCUGAAAAAUUACCAUCAUUAAUGAUGUUUUGUGGAUUUUUGCAGGAAGGUUUUGAGUAUCAUCAUGCAGAGAAAGGAUAUGUGAUGUUAACAUAUUGGAUACCGGAGGAGGAACCUAGUAUGCUUCCUGCAAAUGCUUCACAUCAAGUCGGUGUUGGAGGUUUUGUAUUAAAUCAACAUAAAGAGGUGCUUGUGGUACAAGAAAAGUACUGUGCUCCAUCGAUUACAGGUCUAUGGAAGUUACCAACAGGGUUUAUUAAUGAAUCUGAAGAGAUUUUCUCUGGUGCUGUAAGAGAAGUGAAGGAAGAAACUGGGGUAGAUACAGAGUUCUUAGAGGUUAUAGCUUUCAGACAUGCUCACAACGUUGCGUUUGAGAAAUCUGAUCUGUUCUUCAUCUGUAUGUUGAGACCUCUCUCUGAUAAGAUAAUCAUCGAUAGUCUUGAGAUCAAAGCCGCAAAGUGGAUGCCAUUGGUGGAGUUUGUGGAGCAACCGAUGAUCAGAGAAGAUAAAAUGUUUCAAAGAGUGAUUGAAAUCUGCGAGGCGAGAUUAAGCCAUCGGUACUGCGGUCUUUCUCCCCAUCAACUUGUCUCUACUUUUGAUGGCAAACCUUCUUCUCUCUAUUACAAUGUUGUUGAUGAUGAUCAUGAUCCUUCCAACUCCAAUUGUAACACUGAUUUCUUAUAAAUAGAACGGAUCAAACCGAACCAAACAAAAUGCUGUAUAUACUUAUUCACAUGUAAUGUGUAUUGUAUUUACACUC